ACUUAUAUUGAAGGACAAAAUUAUGUAGCCUUUUUAAAUUAUUAUACGUGCCGAUGUUGCUUUGCUCGAGAAAACAUCUUUCCGUUCAAUUGUUCGACUGAAUGUUGCCUGUAUUGAUAGUCAUUUGUUUUUGCUUCAAGCAAUUGUCGACCUAUUGUCGCGUCUUGCAUUUCAGUCGAAAGAGCUUCGCGUUUAUAGUAACAUCUUAAUUUUCUUUUAUGGCGGUUUGCUGACAUUUCUCACUUUGGUGUCGUAUUUAAAUUGAACAUGUCUUUUGAAAUUACACUACGUAAGCUGUUUGAAGCGUUGAUGUCAUCAUCUUCAGCCUCCUGGAAUUUGCGGUAUCAAUUUGCAGAUCUUUUCAUCAAAAGUAUAUAGUGUAUGGAUGUUUUGAGUACGUGUAUAAAAUCUGAGAUGCAAAAAUAUUACUCUAAAAUUAAGAAGAAAUGGGAGGAUUCUAAUUAAAAAAAAACGUUUUAUGGAAAAUAAUUCAAAUUGGCUCGAUACUAUUAUUACAAUUUCAAUCCCAGGUAAUAAUUCUAUAUCAUCUCAAUUAAAUCGAAGUCUUCGACCGCAAAAAAAAUUCGGAUUGUACAGUGAACGAAGUAAGAAGCGGAAAAUUAGUGAAAUUUAUAACAAAAAUAAUACUGAACGGUUAAUAUAUGCUGCAGAAAAGAGUUUACGUUUAGAUGGAAAAUUCGAAGAGGCAAAAUUGAUAAAGGAAGCAAUUAUGACAACGCCUUCACACUCAAAAAAAAUUAAUGAGACUUAAAGUGUUGCUAAGAAAAAUAAUACCGUCAUUUCUUAUAAACCUGUAGAAGCAUUAGCUCUGAUAAUUGAAGCUGGAUUAACAAAAUACUCUUAUCAAGUAUUAAGGACUCAAGCAAAAUCUCGUGGAGCAGAUAUUUAUCCUUCUUAUAAAAAAAUACGUAAAGCUAAAACAGAAUGCUAUCCAUCAAAAGAAUCUAUCCGUAUAACAGAGACAAAAUCAGAAAUUGAAUUGCAGGCAUUAUUAGAUCUCACUGUUCGUCGAAUAGUUCAGCUACAAUUCAAAGUUUUACUGCAAAUGCCAGAGAACAUAUGUAAUAAUUUACACUUAAUCUCAAAGUGGGGCUGUGACGGAAGUAGUUGUCAUUUGCUUUAUAAACAAAUCUUCACGGAUUCACAGCAACCGCAAUCGGACGGCAAUUUAUUUAUGACCUGUUUAGUGUCUCUUCAACUUUAUGUUCUUUCAAAAGUGAGUGCAAAGAAGAUAAUUUUGUUGCAAAAUCCUCGGCAUUCCUCUACCCGAUAUUGCAGAGCAAUAAAGUUAAAAUUUGUGAAAGAAACUGCGGAAAUAAUACGGAUGGAAAAGAAAAACAUGGACACAAAAAUUAAUGAAUUAGUCGCAUCAAAAAUAGAUAUUCCAGGCAUCUCUCACUUAACUGUCCAUCAUGAUUUAUGCAUGACAAUGAUUGAUGGGAAGACACGUAAUGCCUUAACUAAUACUAAUUCGUCGCAAAAAUGUAACAUGUGUGGUGCUACUCCUGCGGACAUGAAUGAUGUCGAUAAAGUAAUGAGAAGAUAAAUUGAUAGAAGCGUCUACGAAUUUGAUCUUUCAACUCUACAUGCUUACAUUCGAUUUUUUGAAUGGUUAUAUCACGUUUCAGUAAAAUUGGAUACAAAGUUGUGGCAGAAGACAGAACAUACGAAGGCUCAGAUAGAUGCUAGAGAAACAUAUAUUAAGGAUCGUUUCCACUCUGAAAUGGAUUUGCCCGUUGGCAUUGUUAUUCAGAGAAAAGGCACAACGCACGAUGAAAAUUUAGCUCCUUAUUGGAAUGUUAAGCGAAGAAGCCCAAAAAUCGCGUAACAAAGAUUUCAGGGCAUCCCGUGAGAAAUUUACUCGGAAAAUGUCAAGAGUUGUGACGAACGACGAUUUAAUGCAUAUCUUUCUGAUAUCCACAGAUUCAAUAAAAUCUUCGAGUUUACUUCCUGCAAGAAAAGGAUGUGAAUUCAAAAGGAUUUGAAUUCAAAAAUUUCUGCUUUUCUUAACCCAGAAAAUAACAAACAAAUUACUAAGUCAAAUGACGACGAAUAAAUGUUACUGGAUAGUAUUAAUACAUUAAGAAAAUAUAUUGAUAUGUCUACAAGUCAACUGGAACCGUAUGUCAUGGAAAAUUCGAUGAAGAAAAGGUUUUGUCCACUAAACUAGUAGUUUGGUCCCACGGUACGCCGCCGCCGCCGCUGCCAAUGCAAUUAAACAAGCCGCUGCCGAAUAUCUCGGUAGUCACGUGACGGUGUGCGAAUCAUGCGAAUAGUGGACCUGGACAUCAUGCAUCUCGUGUCACGUACGGAAAACCACUGAUUACUGCGAGUUGUAUACAUGCGCGUGCAUAUGCGUAUGUAUAUUUUCAGCAACCACUUGCCAGGCAAGAAUUGACAAUCGUUACAUACACAACUCGCACGCAGCGUUUCUCCUCGCAGGACAAGUGCAUGAAGUCUGGGCCAAAAAAAUAAAUGAUUAUUCAGACUGACAAAAUUUGGUGACAGUGUAACUAUUCAGAAUAUUUAUUAACGUGUAAGUACGUAAAUUAAAUUUAUAACAAAAUUUUUAAGAUACCUUGACAUGUUUUCUGUUGGCAUGUGAAAAAAAAAUGUUUCUAUGUUUAAACUGUCAUUACUAUUUAAGUACUUGUAAAAUGGACAAAGACAAUGUCGAGAACAUUUUUAAUAAGCCGGUUAAGGAUUAUGACAUUACCUUACUGCACAACAAUAAUACAAAAACAAUUUUGCAUGAAAGAACUUUGGAACAUUAAGUUUCGAAUAUCAUAAAACGGAAGGCGGAUAUCAUAAAAUCCAGUUUUCCCUCGGUUAUUUCUAUACACCGCAUUGAGGAGAAUUAUAAAUUUGAUUAGGAAAAUGUGAAAAUUUUAGACAACCGUCUUAUGUAAAAAGAUCGAUAUCCGAAAUGUUACAUUAAGAGACAAUAGAGUAAACUUAAUAAGUAAAGCGACACCGAACUUCUUUCCAAAGAAUAUUUUGCUAUCCUUGACCGAAAUUCCCCUUCUUAAAUCCUUAUCCCUUCUUUCCUAUCUUGAUUGUCGGUUUUGACUAUACCCCGUUUCGCUCCGAAUCAGUUGCCUCUAAGUAUUUCGAAUGUGAUGUUUGUGUAUUCUUAUUUUAAAUUGAGACACUCUACCGUGACUAAGACACAACUUUUCAAAACUUACAGAAAGAUGCCGGAAAGCAAUACUAAAAAUAACGCAGCGAGGAUGUUGGAUAAUGAGUGCAAGAUCGAGUUGCAAGAAUCAAAACAACUGCUGGAAGCCGAGAAGUGGAAAUCAAAAAUGUAUAUCCAAUUCAACGAUCUUUCCUACUCGGUUCGCAACCGCAAAGGAGCUGAGAAAACAAUUUUACAUAACGUCACGGGGCAUUUUGAAUCAGGGAAGUUUACAGUAAUAAUUGGUCCUUCCGGUGCAGGAAAGACUACUUUGAUGAAAAUUAUAUCGGGAAAACAACCCCUAGAUGUUAAAGGUACUAUCACAAUAAACGACGUUAAGUGGAAUCGAGCAAUGUUCCGUAAACAUGUGUGUUACGUACCGCAACACUUUGAUUUAUUGCCGUUCCUCACAACGAGCGAAACGCUCUACAUAGCGGCUCGAUUACAACUCGACGGUAAUCAGAACAAACAAGAGAUUAAUUCAAUUGUGAACAAUAUCGCAGAAAAUCUUUGGUUGUCAAAUUGCUUGGACACGUUAGUAAUAAAAUUAAGUGGUGGCGAACGGAGAAGAUUGUCUAUCGGCGUGCAAAUAAUCAGCAAGUCAUCAGUUUUCUUAUUAGAUGAGCCAACAAGCGGUCUUGACAGUGCGGCGUCUUACCAGUUAAUUGGCAUGUUGCACAAUAUGACGAAAGCAAAUUGCGCUGUAGUUUGUGCAAUACAUCAACCUAGUGGUCGUAUGAUUUCGCUUUUCGAUGACAUCAUGGUACUUAAUCGAGGAAAAUGUAUGUAUUGCGGACCAAAAAGCGAGAUCUUGAGCACGUACAACAUUGCCGGAUUCACGCGUCCUAGCUUUUACAACAUAGCCGAAUUUGUUCUCGAGGUGAUAACUGAACAGAAAGAUGAAGAGUUAGAAAAUUUACAUAAGAUCUGUCGUGAUGAAUAUGAAAAAUCGCGCAGUACAUACAAAAGUAAACAGAAUUCAUCGAUAGAUUUCGAACAAAAUUUCGAAACUGAUAAUACAGUCACAUCCACAAAAAUCAGAAGACACGAAAAAUCGACAUGGCACCAGCAAAAGGUUUUAUGUUCACGAGCUCUAAUCUGUAUCAUGCGAGAUAAUACCUUUACAAAACUAAGAAUUGCAACGCACAUCACAGCUGGACUUUUGUUCGGAUUAAUAUACUAUAAUUUUGGUGACGACGCCGUAAAAGUACAAAGCAAUAUAUCUUGCUUAUUUGUCAUUCAAAUGUAUUUAUUUCUAUUAAAUGCCCUACAGACGGUGCUGAUGAUUCCCACGGAAGCGAAUGUAUUUCUACAGGAACAUUUAAAUAAUUGGUACUCUUUUAAAGCCUACUACAGCGUAAAAGUGUUAACGGAUAUUCCGGUGCAAAUACUUUGCACAACAUCUUUCUUGUUAAUAUCAUAUUACAUGACAGGACAGCCAAUGGUAUUUAAUAGAAUUAUACAGGUGUGGAGCAUUUGUCUGUUAACUGUGAUUCUUGGACAAACGUUCGGGAUAUUUAUAGGCACAGCUUUUGGCACUAAGUUAGGUGUAUUUUUGAUACCGGGAAUUAAUGUACCAUUAUUGAUGCUUGCUGGAUUUUUCGUGAAAAUAGCAGAAUUGUCGGUGUAUAUACAACCGUUAACUUUUCUAAGUUACUACAGAUAUAUAUUUGAAGGAUUAUUGCAGGCGAUCUACCUUGAUCGACCUAAUCUAUCGUGCUCUGAAGAUUAUUGUUACUUCCGUUCAACAAAUAAGAUUCUCUCAACAAUGGACCUUCCAACAAUGCCGUUUUACGUCAUUUUGAUAAUACUUGGCUCUUGGAUUUUCUGUUUCCAUAUAAUCGUUUAUGCAGUAUUCCAUUGGAAACUUUAUUAUGCGAAAAAGUGACGUGUUAAUGCUCGAACCGAGGAAAUAAUCUGCGCCAAUGCUACCUCUCAAUCGACACAGACAUUAUAUACUUUCAUAUAAGAACACACACACACACACACACACACACACACCUGCACACAAUACUCUUUGAAAUAAUCACAAUUGUAAAUUUAAAAUACAUAAAUUUAUAAUCGAUAAUUGUAUAAUCAAUCUUUAUGAUAAUUUUGAUAUCUUUAUAAUCAUUCAGUUUUCAAUGUUAAAAUAAAUUUAUGAUUUUUAUCUAA
This is a messenger RNA of Solenopsis invicta (red fire ant), 5353 nucleotides long. Its product is annotated as ATP-binding cassette sub-family G member 1. Gene Ontology annotation, molecular function: ATP binding; ATP hydrolysis activity; ABC-type transporter activity. The record is from RefSeq and is a predicted model, not a curated record. Gene Ontology annotation, cellular component: plasma membrane. The coding region runs from base 3141 to 5087 and encodes 648 amino acids. Lineage: Eukaryota; Metazoa; Arthropoda; Insecta; Hymenoptera; Formicidae. The transcript has 13 exons.